Messenger RNA from Caenorhabditis remanei, 681 nucleotides. RefSeq lists its product as uncharacterized. Bases 1 to 681 code for a protein of 226 amino acids. Gene Ontology annotation, molecular function: protein-L-isoaspartate (D-aspartate) O-methyltransferase activity. Lineage: Eukaryota; Metazoa; Nematoda; Chromadorea; Rhabditida; Rhabditidae. Gene Ontology annotation, biological process: protein modification process. The transcript has 6 exons. The record is from RefSeq and is a predicted model, not a curated record. Gene Ontology annotation, cellular component: cytoplasm.
AUGGCCUGGAGAUCGAGUGGCACGAGUAAUAAGGAGCUUGUUGAGAAUUUGAGAAAGAACCACGUCUUCGCCAGUCAGAGAGCAUACGAUGCAAUGCUAGCAGUGGAUCGUGGAGACUUUACAAGAAAUGAUCCCUAUCAAGAUGCUCCACAAAGAAUCGGCUAUAAUGCGACAAUUUCAGCGCCACAUAUGCACGCAGCUGCUCUCGACUACCUCCAGAACCACCUGGUCUCAGGUGCCAAUGCUCUCGAUGUUGGCUCAGGAAGUGGUUAUCUGACAGUUUGUAUGGCGAAGAUGGUUGGAACCACCGGAACUGUAGUGGGAAUCGAGCACAUGGGAGGGCUGGUGGAGUUGAGCAAGAAGAAUAUCGAGAAGCAUCACAAAGAGAUGUUGGAUAGUGGAAAUGUGGUUUUGGUGGAGGGAGACGGUCGUCAAGGAUUUGCCGAAAAGGCUCCAUACAAUGCGAUUCACGUCGGUGCAGCUGCGAAAGGAGUCCCCAAAGCACUAACCGAUCAACUCGCUGAAGGAGGAAGAAUGAUGAUUCCGGUGGAAGGAGAAGAUGGAAAUCAAGAGUUCAUGCAAAUUGACAAAAUCGAUGGCAAGAUUGAGAAGAAAACUGUAGAGCAUGUGAUCUACGUACCAUUGACAAGUCGCGAUAAGCAGUGGAGUGGACAUCGUUGA